Messenger RNA from Pyrenophora tritici-repentis Pt-1C-BFP, 666 nucleotides. RefSeq names its product mitochondrial 54S ribosomal protein mL58. Gene Ontology annotation, molecular function: structural constituent of ribosome. The record is from RefSeq and is a predicted model, not a curated record. Gene Ontology annotation, cellular component: mitochondrial large ribosomal subunit. NCBI's taxonomy places the organism in Eukaryota, Fungi, Ascomycota, Dothideomycetes, Pleosporales, Pleosporaceae.
AUGUCGACAUGUAAAUCACUCCUCCGCGCCACUACCCCCUUCCAAAGGACCCAACCGUCCCUUCUUCCCCUAACGCAAACCCGCUGCGAAUCCUCCACACGCCGACACCGCAAACUGCUCGCUUUACCAGAAGCGCCAUCAUACACGCCGUCGAGCCCUUCUCCGUCGCUCAUCUUCAAUCCCCCGUCGUCCGCCCCAAACGUCUACCAUACCCCACUCAAAUUUCUCCCCAAGCAAGAUAAACGUCGACAAAUCAUCACGGCUGCACAAUCCUACGCAAACAAGGCAUCGUUGUCGCGACAAACGUCAAACAUUGCUGCACCGGGUACUCCCUUGUCAGACUCUAGUCUCCUCCCGCCGCGGCCCUCUGCUGCCCUCCCGCAGCCGGUGCGCGAACCCUACGAGAAAAAGUACCAUUUGAGCGAGGCGCAGGUCGAGGAGAUACGGACGCUGCGGCGCCAGGACCCAGAUACAUGGACAAGAGUACGGCUGGCGGAGAAGUUUGGGUGUAGUCAGUUUUUCGUGGGCAUGAUUGCGAAGAAUCCGGAGAAGGCGAAGAGGGUGGAGAGUAUGCAUGAGGAAGCGAGGAGGAAGUGGGGGGCUAGGAGGCGUGAGGCGAGGGAGGAUCGGGGGAGGAGGAGAGUGCUUUGGGGGAGGGACGCUUGA